Messenger RNA from Trichoderma virens Gv29-8, 1191 nucleotides. RefSeq lists its product as uncharacterized. Gene Ontology annotation, molecular function: monooxygenase activity; FAD binding. Bases 1 to 1191 code for a protein of 396 amino acids. The transcript has 9 exons. NCBI's taxonomy places the organism in Eukaryota, Fungi, Ascomycota, Sordariomycetes, Hypocreales, Hypocreaceae. The record is from RefSeq and is a predicted model, not a curated record.
AUGCCAAUUCGUGUUAUCGUUGUUGGCGCUGGGAUUGGUGGCCUUACAGCUGCCGUAUCUCUUAGGCAGGCCGGGUGUGAAGUAAUGAUUUUUGAAAAAUCAACAUUUGUGGGUGAAAUAGGUGCAGCACUGGGACUUACGCCCAACGGAGGUCGAGUCCUGGAGCGGCUUGGAUUCUCAUUCCAAAAGGCUCGCACCUGUACAAUUAAAACAUGGGCCAAUAUCGACGGCAUAACGUUCAAUACUCUCAAUCAAUUAGACCUUAGCAACGCUCGGCAGGCCUUUGGGGCCCCAUCUCAGCCGGUGACAUUGAAACUAGGCAGCCAAGUCACUGAAGCACACCCCGAUGGCACAGUCAUCCUCAAAGAUGGUUCUAGAUAUACUGCUGACAUGGUAGUGGGAGCUGAUGGACUGAGAUCGGUUAUUCGUGAUGCUGUUUUGAGCGAAAACGAUCAGGCAAAACCUGUUCAUUCAGGCCAGGCAGCAUUUCGAUUCCUUGUCAAUACAUCUACAUUGAGAAGCGACCCUAUUCUUUCCCCUUUAGCAGAUGACAAUACAGAUCGACUCAGCCUUUUUGCCGAUACAUCUGAAACUACACGAGAACGGCAUGCCAUUUGUGGAGAGGUGCAGAACUUUGUUGGCAUUCAUCCUAGCAUGGAAGUUGAAAACCAAAAAGGCGACGAUGCCAAAGUGGCCAUGAUGGCUGAGUUCUCACAUUUUGACAAGAGAAUCAUCCGCAUGAUUGAGAUUCGACUAUUGACUGGAUCAAGGCUUGCCGAAAAUGUUAAACGCUGGCCCCUAUAUAUUCAUGACCCAUACCCUACUUGGGUAAAAGGACGAAUUGUUUUGGUUGGAGAUGCGGCCCAUCCGAUGCUGCCAUAUGGUGGCCAAGGGGCAAUGAUGGCCAUCGAGGAUGGCGGUAUCCUUGGCGCCCUCUUUGCCAACGUCCUCCCAGAUCAAAUCGAUGCACGCCUGUCCAAAUAUCAGCAGUUACGUAAAAACAGGGUUUCUCGUGUCCAGAUGCUUUCCCAAGUACGCGUAGGACGAGAGAAAGAGGUUGACACCCGAAUCAGCCAGUAUGCGGAUGGCCCAAAUGGCUCUAUACCCAUGACACACAAGGAGCGCACUAUUCAUGAUUACAGUUAUGAUGCAUAUACAGAAUUAGAGAGAAGCCUUGCUGCAGAUAUAUAA